Drosophila melanogaster (fruit fly) is the source of this 960-nucleotide messenger RNA. It is a transcript of the gene RpL10Ab, whose product is annotated as ribosomal protein L10Ab. The record is from RefSeq and is marked reviewed. Gene Ontology annotation, cellular component: large ribosomal subunit. The transcript is spliced from 3 exons. Gene Ontology annotation, biological process: translation. Gene Ontology annotation, molecular function: structural constituent of ribosome; RNA binding. The coding region runs from base 36 to 209 and encodes 57 amino acids. Lineage: Eukaryota; Metazoa; Arthropoda; Insecta; Diptera; Drosophilidae.
CACUUCCUUUCUAAAUCGCACGUUGAACAGAAAAGAUGGCGUCGAAGGUUUCGCGUGAUACGCUGUAUGAGGGCGUCAAUGGACUCCUGGAGGCUUCGGCGAAGAAGAAGCGCGGCUUCCUCGAGACGGUGGAACUGCAGAUCGGCCUGAAGAACUACGAUCCCCAGAAGGACAAGCGUUUCUCCGGCACCGUCAAGUACGUUGGCUAAGUCACCUGCGCACGUGCUUGGAUAGAAGCUCCCAUGGGAGUUGAGUUCAUCACGUCAUCAGGUAGUCGAGGACAUGUGGCUGUCACAUCUCGACGGACCUGCACUCAGGGUCUUUAAAAUUUGAGUAGGUCUCCAGCAAUGGACACCGAACCCCCAUUUUCUUAAUAACUAUGAAAACGUGCUCCUCUGAGAGCCUUGUUGAAGCACAUUCCUCGUCCCAAGAUGAAGGUGUGCAUCCUUGGCGAUCAGCAGCAUUGCGACGAAGCCAAGGCCAACAACGUCGACUUCAUGGAUGCCGAGGCUCUGAAGAAGCUGAACAAGAACAAGAAGCUGGUGAAGAAGCUGGCCAAGUCCUAUGAUGCCUUCCUGGCCUCUGAGUCGCUGAUCAAGCAGAUUCCUCGUUUGCUUGGCCCUGGCUUGAACAAGGCCGGCAAGUUCCCUGCCCUGCUGUCGCAUCAGGAGUCUAUGAUUGGCAAGAUCGAGGAGGUUAAGUCGACCAUCAAGUUCCAGAUGAAGAAGGUGCUCUGCCUGUCCGUCGCCGUCGGCCACGUUGGCAUGAAGUCCGACGAGCUGGCCCAAAACGUCAACUUGUCGAUCAACUUCUUGGUGUCGCUGUUGAAGAAGAACUGGCAGAAUGUGCGCUCCCUGCACGUCAAGUCCUCCAUGGGACCGCCCCAGCGUCUUUACUAGAUGCGCAUACUUCAUUUUUCUUACAUCUUGAAAUAAAUAAGAUCCUACAUUUUUGUAAUGU